AUGCCGACCCCGGAGUCCGCAGCCUUCCUGGCCAAGAAGCCUACCGUGCCCCCGACCUACGAGGGCGUCGACUUCGAAGACAACGUCGCCGUCCACAAUGCCCGCGACGCAGUCAUCCGCGAGCAAUGGGUGCGCAGCAUGAUGUCCCGACUUGUCGGCGAGGAGCUGGGCAAGUGCUAUGCGCGCGAGGGUGUGAACCACCUGGAGAAGUGCGGUGUCUUGCGGGAAAAAUACUUCGAGCUCCUCGGCGAGCGCAAGGUUAAGGGAUACCUGGGCCAGGAGAAGAACUACUUCGAGAAGUCCGCAUAA
This is a messenger RNA of Penicillium maclennaniae, 309 nucleotides long. RefSeq names its product putative NADH-ubiquinone oxidoreductase 12 kda subunit. The transcript is spliced from 2 exons. Lineage: Eukaryota; Fungi; Ascomycota; Eurotiomycetes; Eurotiales; Aspergillaceae. The record is from RefSeq and is a predicted model, not a curated record. Bases 1 to 309 code for a protein of 102 amino acids.